AUGACAACCGGAAUCGACCAUCUACCUGAAAAAUAUGACGAUCUCCCCAACACGAGACAAUACUGGCCGGCAGCCGCUGGAUCACCGGAAGAGGGUCUAGGCAUGCUUCGCAUUCUGACCCCGGAGAUCGUAGCGGAUGCCGCGCGCACACAGAUUCAAACUGGGUUGAGAGUCUGUUUAAACUGGGAUCUGGAACAGUUGGAUACACCAGUAUGCCCGGGACGGCCCAUUAACUCGCCUGCAGGAUUCCGCCGAAAGCCUUUCGAACAUCGCAUCAAAUGGGUGGCUCCCGGUAUCGCGUUCGACGAUGAGUAUCAUUUUAAUCCACAACAAUCCUCUCAGUGGGAUGGACUCCGACACCAUAGUGCACCUGCCCCGACGCUGGAGGACCAAGCUCGCCGCGUAUUCUACGGUGGUACUACAGCGGAAGAAAUCCAGGACUCGAACUCAUCACGGAUCGGUAUUGGGUACUGGGCUAAGAAGGGAAUCGCCGGUCGGGGCGUCUUGAUUGACUACUUAUCCUGGGCCGAGAAGAAGGGCAUUACGGUAAAUGGACUCAGCCAGCAUGUGGUACCUCUAGACGAUGUGCUAGCCAUCGCACGCGAAUGCAACAUCGAGUUCCAGCGAGGAGACAUCUUCUUUCUCCGCGUGGGCCUCACCAAGACCUGGUACUCCAUGAGCGACGCCCAGAAGCAGGAAUACAGCCAGCAAACGGUGCCCAAGCAUGCGGGACUCGAGCAGAGUGAGAACGUGCUCCGGUUUAUGUGGGAUAACCACUUUGCAGCGGUGGCAUCCGACGCGGUGAGUUUCGAGGUCUUCCCGGCUCUCAAACCCGAGUUUGAUCUACACCAUCAUAUGCUUGCCGGUUGGGGAUUGCCGAUCGGCGAAAUGUUCGACCUGGAGGAGUUGGCGGAGACAUGCAAGCAACUGGGGCGCUGGACCUUCUUUAUUUCUAGCAGUCCGCUGAAUUGUGCUCGGGGCGUUUCGAGUCCGCCUAAUUUGUCCAUCCGCGCAGAUACAAUCCGCGACCUCCUCCCGGGAGCCUCAUCCAUCAUGACCUGGAAAACCAUAGCACUAAUCCUGGCAGUCAUCAACCUGAAGAACCUCCCAUUUGUCUGGCAUUCCAACAGCACGUAUUUCUCGGAUUUGGACAUCUCGCGGACGGCGCUCGUCACGCGACUGUACACGCCGGGGCUGCGUGUCGUGAGCAAGGAGCUCGAUGUCGAGCUCGGCGAUGCUGCGCGGCGCGAGGGGAAGAAGCCGCCGGCGCACAAGAACAUGUAUGUCGCGCUUGGGUCGGUGUUUUGUUCUUUCAAGCGGGAGAUCAAGCCAUUCGAGCUCUAUGAGAUCGAGACGAAGGUGAUUGCGUGGGAUCAGAAGUGGAUGUAUGUGUUGAGUUUCUUCCUUAGGCCUGCGAAGGCCGGCGGGAAGAGGUCGCUUUUUGCUACGGCCGUUAGUAAGUAUGUUGUUAAGAAGGGCCGGCUUACGGUUCCCCCGGAGAGGGUGCUCAGGGCCAGUGGGUUUUUGCCGCAGCGUCCGGAGGGCGAUGUGUUGGUCGCUGAUAGUUCGGUGGAGGGCUCCGGGGUUGGGACGCCGGCUGGGGAAGGGAUUACGGCUACGGCUGGGGUUGAUGGGGCGUUGGUGAGGGAGGUUCUGAAGGUCAGUGAGGGUGAUAUCCCUGAGACGAAGUUGGAAGAGGAGAAGAAGGCAAAUUCUGAGUCGUGGAGCAUGGUUGAGUGGACCUGGGAGAUGAUUGAAGAGGAGAGACGACGGGGGUUGGAGGUGGUGGCAGGUUAUAUCAAUAUGGAUACGAAGCUACAUGACGAAUGGGAGCGGUGA
Messenger RNA from Aspergillus bombycis, 1839 nucleotides. RefSeq lists its product as uncharacterized. Bases 1 to 1839 code for a protein of 612 amino acids. Lineage: Eukaryota; Fungi; Ascomycota; Eurotiomycetes; Eurotiales; Aspergillaceae. Gene Ontology annotation, molecular function: arylformamidase activity. The record is from RefSeq and is a predicted model, not a curated record. The transcript has 4 exons.